Messenger RNA from Mollisia scopiformis, 2148 nucleotides. RefSeq names its product putative dynamin GTPase. The transcript is spliced from 3 exons. The coding region runs from base 1 to 2148 and encodes 715 amino acids. Gene Ontology annotation, molecular function: GTPase activity; GTP binding; microtubule binding. The record is from RefSeq and is a predicted model, not a curated record. Gene Ontology annotation, cellular component: cytoplasm; microtubule; membrane. NCBI's taxonomy places the organism in Eukaryota, Fungi, Ascomycota, Leotiomycetes, Helotiales, Mollisiaceae.
AUGUCGGUUCAAGGAGCCAAUCCCAAGUCCCAAGAUGAAGCAGCCUUUUCCUCCCUCGGCGCUCUUCGAUCCGCAAAAUCAACACAAAGACUCAACCAGAUUGCUCAUGUCAGAGCAAAGGGAGUUGGAGAACACAUCUCGCUACCACAAAUAGCAGUAUGCGGUGAUCAGUCUGCUGGGAAGAGCUCAGUCUUAGAAGGAAUCACCGGCAUUCCUUUUCCCCGAAAAGAUGGUGUCUGCACCAAGUUUGCGACAGAAAUCACCCUUUACCACAGCACCGAGACAAGUAGCAUCAUUGCCACGAUGAUCCCGCACAUAUCUCGCAGUAAGCCUGACCGCGAACGACUUCAGGCCUAUCACCGAGUCCUCACCGAUUUCUUCGACUUACCUAGUGUGAUCCACGAUGCGAGUUGCUUAUUGCAACUCAGAGGCUUUGGAACUGAUGAAGGUCUUGCAUUUUCUGAGGACGUGCUCCGAAUCGAAGUGAUAGGAGAUACGGGACUCAAUCUUACGGUCGUGGAUCUUCCUGGGCUGAUCGCUGUUCCAAAUGAGGAGCAAACAGAAGAAGAUGUCCAGCUGGUUGAAAGAUUGGUCGAUUCAUACCUCCAGAGCUCGCGAACAAUCAUUCUUGCGGUCAUCCAAGCAAGUAACGACAUAGCCAACCAAGGUAUCAUCCGACGAGCUCGGAAGUUUGAUAAAGCUGGCCAGAGGACAGUAGGUAUUAUCACAAAGCCAGACUUGAUCAACAAAAGCACCGAAGGACGCAUUGCCCUCCUCGCUAAAAACCAAGACACGACAAAACUGAAGCUCGGAUAUUUCUUACUAAAAAACCCCGAUCCCGAACAACUCGAUGAAGGCAUCAGCUUGCGUGAGCGGAAGCAAAAGGAACUUGAAUUUUUCUCGUCGGCCGCGUGGACAGAGCACCGACUCGAUCCAGCCCGUGUUGGUAUCGACGCAUUAAGAGAAUUCUUACAGGAUUUGCUCGAUCGACAUAUCGAGAGAGAGCUUCCUAAAGUCCGCAAUGAGAUCAAAACUCUCCUUGCCGCUACAGAAGCAGAGCUUGCGAACUUUGGUGAUGAGCGCCCAACACCAACACAUAUGCGCAUGUUUCUCACUCGCCGCAGUAUGGAAUACUACAAUCUAGCUCGGGCCGCGCUAGAAGGAAACUACUACGCACAAGAUACUGACUUCUUUGGCCUAGAAGGGUACUCUAUGCGCUUGCGAGCAGAGGUCCACAAAUUGAACGGAUUAUUUGCUACCCAUAUGCGCGAGACGGGAUCAAAGAGGAAGAUUGUCGGAAUUCAACUAGGAGAUACAUCUGACGAGGAAAACGAAUCUGUGUCUGAUGAUGGCCAGCUCUUGGUGACCAAACGAGAAUUUGACCUCUGGGUCAAUGAAACCUAUAUUCGUACUCGUGGCCGGGAACUCCCUGGCAACUACAACCACAUCCUCCUUGCAGAGCUGUUCCAUGAGCACUCUGAUCGAUGGUCAGAUAUCGCGGAUCGGCACCUGACACAGCUGUUUCAAGUCACAUCGAACUUCGUUGAGAAGGCUUUGACCAAAGUCUUUUUAGAAGACGAUGCGAGACAAGAAAUCUUACUUAUUGCCAGAAACAAGCUAGAAGAGGCAUGGAAACUGGCAAAUGACGAGCUUCAGAAAAUUCUCGCAGAUGAGAAGCGCCAGCCAAUAACUUACAACCACUAUUAUACAGACAACAUCCAGAACGCUCGAGAGGACUCGCUCAAGAAAGCAAUGCAAGCCGCUGUACGAGGAGCAGUGGAAGAGGAUUUCAAGGGCAAGUUUCAUAUUAGCAAUACAGCAGUAGACUCGGAGAGACUCCUUAACUCUCUCCAGAGAAGGCUAAUCGUCAACAUGGAUGCUCAGGCCUGUGCAGAGGCUGUGGGUGGGCUCAAUGCGUACUACAAGGUUGCAAUGAAGACGUUUGUUGACAAUAUUUGUCGUCAAGUCAUCGAGCGGCACUUGCUUUCGAACAUCCCUGACAUAUUCGCACCAACUACGGCAAUGGCGUUCUCUGAUGAGGAUCUUAUACGUAUCGCUGCCGAGCCAGCAAAGCAGAAGGAGAAAAGGACGACUCUCGCUGCUCUUGCUCAAGGUCUUCGAGACAGUCUGAUCGCCUUGCAAAACUAG